Messenger RNA from Eutrema salsugineum, 1097 nucleotides. RefSeq names its product transcription factor bHLH25. The transcript is spliced from 3 exons. The record is from RefSeq and is a predicted model, not a curated record. Bases 1 to 927 code for a protein of 308 amino acids. Gene Ontology annotation, molecular function: protein dimerization activity. Lineage: Eukaryota; Viridiplantae; Streptophyta; Magnoliopsida; Brassicales; Brassicaceae.
AUGAACUCAAUAAUGGGAGAGGUCCAUGAAGCUCAAUACACUCUUCCACACUAUUUCUCAGAUCUUGAGACCACCACAAAUGAUCCUUCUUAUGAUGAUUUGAUCGAAAUGAAAUCGUCAAAGAUCCUCAAGACAACUUACAUAUUACCAAAAAUGCCACCACCACUACCUUCUUCUUCUCCUCAUCUUCAUCAUCAGCCUUCCUCAAGAAUUCUCUCUUUCGGAAAUGCUUCUCCAAAUGUUGUGGAUGAGUACUCUUCCACAUAUCUAAAGUCAAUAUUUAGCCCCAAAGUAGAGGCUGAAGUGCCACCACAGCGGCUGAAUGAGUCGAUUAAUCGUAAAGGGACCAAGAGGGCUCAACCUUUCUAUAGAAGCCAAUCCAAUGCUCAAGAUCACAUAAUCGCCGAAAGAAAACGCAGAGAGAAGCUUACUCAAAGAUUUGUUGCUCUUUCCGCUCUAGUUCCCGGCCUGAAAAAGAUGGACAAGGCCUCUGUGUUGGGAGAUGCAUUAAAGCAUAUAAAGUAUCUACAAGAACGAGUGGGAGAGUUUGAGGAACAGAAGAAGGAAAGAAGAUUGGAAUCAAUGGUUCUUGUGAAGAAGUCUAAGCUGAUUUUGGACGAUAGUAAUCUAACAGCUUCGUCUUCUUGCUGUGAAGACGGCUCCUCGGGCUUGGAACUUCCAGAGAUCGAAGUAAGAUUCUCGGAUAAAGAUGUUCUAAUCAAGAUCCUUUGCGAGAGGCAUAAUGGUCAUAUUACCAAGAUUAUGGCCGCGAUUGAGAAAUUUCGUUUCUCAAUAACUAACUCAAGUGUUUUUCCCUUUGGACCAACUCUUGAUAUCACCAUUAUAGCUAAGAAGGAGAGUGAUUUCGACAUGACACUCAUUGAUGUUGUAAAGAGCUUGAGGUCUGAUUUAUCGAAGUUCAUGUGAUUGUUUUAAAUCUCAUGCUUAUUGACGAUUUCUCUGAAGGAUCAUAAGUGGUUUUUGCCAUGAAGAAUGUUUUUCUUUAUUGAUAAGUUUGAUUGGAGACUUUCUUCAUUUGUUAUCUAUGCGCAAGAUUGAAUGUGAAGAAUCACUCCCCUCAUACGUAUCGAUCAUAG